This is a messenger RNA of Purpureocillium lilacinum, 1221 nucleotides long. The record is from RefSeq and is a predicted model, not a curated record. NCBI's taxonomy places the organism in Eukaryota, Fungi, Ascomycota, Sordariomycetes, Hypocreales, Ophiocordycipitaceae.
AUGCCAUCGCAGCUUAUCGAUGUCCUGGAUACUAUCUCAAAUAGCCUUCGUGGCUCCUCGGGGGCUGCUGGUGACUAUGGAACGCUGGAAGCUGCGGUGCAGGAGAAAGAGUGCGACUUCUUCGGCAGCAUAUGGCCCAAGAUCGUGCGUCUUGCUUUGAUGACGCCGAGGCUUUACCCCGAACAUUGCCUACCGAUACUGAAGCCCGGGAUGGCUUUAGGGCUCUCACGGGAUCAGGCGGGGUGCCUAGUAUCACACCAAUUUCUCUGCACCUUGCGGCCCCCGCCUUGGCGCAAUGACUUCGUCGACUUCGGAAUCUGGUACGGCUCGUCGCAGCGACAUCCCAAGGCUGUGGAAAUGUACUUGAAUGCAAUUUUCGGGUUCUUCAAGCAAGUUGGCGACCCUGGCAAUCAUGCCGCCGAGGAGGUUGGAUACGCUCUUCACUCAUAUGACCAGCUGGCACGGCCGAUGUCCAGGACCUGGCAGGAUUGCGCGCUCUCCACUGCAGUGGUUGUCAGAGUAAAUGCAUAUAGCACUGAACAGCAGGAAUUGCAGUGUCAAGGCAUAGAGAGCGCUGUUGUGGUGUCGGCAAACAAGGACAUCGGCUUUGGACAGUCUGCGACGCAAGAAGAGUUGUACAUGGGGAACUGCCCGGAGGCAUGCCCAGCUGUGCUUGUGACUCCCACCUUGGCAGACGACCAGGUUCUAGUCAUACAAGGCGCGACGCCGAUGUUGAGGAUCUCCGGUCAGAGGCGUGAUGUUUCGUGGUCUCCGCUUGAGGAGUCGACGGUCACCCGCGGCGGCAGAAUGCUGUUCAUGGAUGCACUGGAGAUUGAUGAGGGAGACAACCAAGAAGGCCUGGCUGAUUUGCUUUCCUCGAACAUCGAUCGUGAGAUCAAAAAGGCUUACACCGCCUUUUCUUCGUGGGCGGUGGGUGCUCCCGCGACCGUUUGGACCGGCCUGUGGGGAUGCGGUGCGUUCAAUGGUGACCCUGGCGUCAAGAUGACCCUGCUGUGGAUUGCGGCGUCUUUGGCCGGAAAGGAGCUUCGCAUCAUUUGUGAUUCAUCAAAUGAUAAAUUUGCCUCAGAGUUCGAAGCGUUUAUUGCGCAGGUUCUCGCAGAAAGACCUGCUGCGACAGCCAGUGGGCUGAUUGAGAAGUUGCAAAGGGUACCGCACACCACGGAGCGACUGGCAUCGAUGCGCUGGCUGCUGGAUAGCUGA